AUGCUUACUAUGAUUCCGUACACUGAUCAUGCUUGUGGAAAUUAUACACGUGUACCACCCAUUUACAAUUCUGCUGAGACAACUACAGCACAAGAUGUUUCUACUCAUUCGAAUGUGACUCAUGUUGUUUGUGGGAGUUCAGGUCGUUCUCGAAGAGGUAGACGAUCAAAUGUUCCACUUGAAAUCAGAGAGCAGACACGCCGAUUGAAGAAACAAAAUAUGGAGCGUAGACGACGUGCAUGCAUUUCUGAUAAAAUGAAUGCCCUACAUAACUUGGCUAUGAAUCUAAUCGGCAUUGAUCCUAAUGAAUAUCAUAAAGUUGAGAAAGCUGAUAUAUUGAAUCUGUGCUACAAUGUAUUCAAAGGAAUUGCGAAUAUUACCAAAGAUGAACCUGAUCUGUUUUAUGUUGUAAUCUUGACAGAAUUGGGAGCACGUCUAAGAAAAUUACGUAACAAUUUGAAUGAAGUAUCAUGCCCCUCAUCAUCAUCAUCAUCAACCUCACUUGUAACGAAAAAUAAUUCCACUCCACAUGCUGAUGAAAUGGAUAAAAGUUUAUUGAAAGUGAAUGAACAAAGCAAUUCGUUAGAUAAACGCCUACAUCAAACACACUAUCAUCAUAAAAACAAACAACAUUCACACUUUAAUACUGUCGAUUUGUUCAGUACAUCAACACCUUCAUCAGAAACACCAUUGUUCUGUACUGAUUCUAGUCGCAGAACUUCUGAAGACAAUAAAGAAAAUAGAAUACCAAAAAUCAUUAUAAAGAAUCCUCUAUCAACUACAAACUAUACAAUAUCUAGUCCCGUUGUUACUGAUGUUAACAGUAUGCGCAAUGUACCUUUGACGUUUGUUGUUCCGCAAUCUCUGUCAUCUUCAUCUGUUUUCUCAACUCCUCCAAGUAGAAUACAUCUGAGCAGUUUUAGACAUCAACAGAUAUGUGAACCUAUUACCCAAUGGCAAUCAACACCUUUACAAUGUACUGAGAAAUGUACCUCAUUGUUAAAUAAUUCCGAAAGUGGUUUCUUCAGUAGUCAGACAAUGGAGUUAACACCGAAUAUAACAAAGAUGUCUACAUUCAAUGGAAAAGAUACUAAGGUCAAUGUAUUGGAAUUGGUUGAUUCCUCUUCUAUAGAAGUGUCACAUACCGCAUCAUCAUCACCUUCAUUGUCAUCACCAUUGCCAAGAGACUAUGUAUCAGCCUUCAGUAAACCAACAAAAAGAUUAUCUAAGGUCAACAUAACCAGAUCAUCAGAUGCAUUUGUUACAUCCAAUGGUUAUCAACACCAUAAUAAAACAACUAAUAGUGAUAGUGGUAUUUGGCUUACUCCUGACACUUCUGCAUCAAUUGAAACUCUUCAUGAUGUUAAACCUACUCAUAGGACUGUACCUAUGUGGAGGCCAUAUUUAGACUAG
Messenger RNA from Heterobilharzia americana, 1413 nucleotides. NCBI's taxonomy places the organism in Eukaryota, Metazoa, Platyhelminthes, Trematoda, Strigeidida, Schistosomatidae. The record is from the annotation of a GenBank genome assembly.